GGCUGAGGCAGACUGCUCAAAACUCAGUUUCUGGGGCUAGACAGGGAAUUCCUCGAGAAACGUUGCUGCCUGGCGUGAGGGAGGGUCCUGAGGUGAACACAGAAAUCAAUCUUCGCCUCGCAGGUCUUCUCUGCUGCACGCUUACAGUCAGCCUCCUGACUCAUCUCUGACUAAUCGGACAGAGGAAGGGACCCUGGGUGUCGGCAAAUAUGUCACCAUUGGUAAGCAAGUUAGAAACCAGGCUGGCCACCCAGCAGCCGGCAGGCGUCGGGGUCACGUGACUCACCCUCCCCUCCUGGAAGGGGCGUGUCUUCUGGUGGGACCCUCCCCCGCCCACGGAUGCGCGGACGGCCGGGUCACGUGGAGCACGGGGCGGGGCCUAGGACAGCGGCGAGCGGCGGCCGGGAUCGCGGACUGCAACCUCUGCGGAAGAGCUGUGCGGGUCCCAGCCAUGGGCGGCGAGGACUACUACCUGGAGCUGUGCGAGCGGCCGGUGCAGUUCGAGAAGGCGAACCCGGUUAACUGCGUGUUCUUCGACGAGGCCAACAAGCAGGUUUUUGCUGUUCGGUCGGGUGGAGCUACAGGAGUGGUCGUUAAAGGCCCAGAUGAUAGGAAUCCCAUCUCUUUUAGGAUGGAUGACAGAGGAGAAGUGAAGUGUAUCAAGUUUUCUUUAGAAAACAAAAUCCUGGCUGUGCAGAGGACCUCAAAGGCUGUGGACUUUUGUAAUUUUAUUCCAGAUAACUCUCAACUGGAGUACACACAAGAGUGCAAGACCAAGAAUGCCAACAUACUAGGAUUCUGCUGGACCAGCUCUACUGAAAUCGUCUUCAUAACUGAUCAAGGCAUCGAAUUUUACCAGGUGUUGCCUGAGAAACGAAGCCUCAAACUCCUGAAGAGUCACAACAUCAAUGUGAACUGGUACACGUACUGCCCCGAGAGCGCCGUGAUCCUGCUGUCCACCACGGUCCUUGAGAAUGUCCUGCAGCCUUUCCAUUUUAGGGCUGGCACCAUGUCGAAGCUUCCCAAGUUCGAGAUUGAGUUACCAGCUGCACCGAAGUCAACUAAACUUAGCCUUUCAGAACGAGACAUUGCGAUGGCGACCAUAUACGGGCAGCUUUACAUCCUCUUCCUGCGCCAUCACUCUCGGACCUCCAACAGCACGGGAGCGGAGGUGGUGCUGUACCAUCUCCCACGAGAGGGUGCAUGUAAAAAGAUGCACAUACUGAAGUUAAAUAGGACGGGAAAGUUUGCCCUCAAUGUAGUGGACAACCUGGUCGUUGUCCACCAUCAGGACACAGAGACGUCAGUGAUUUUUGACAUCAGGUUACGGGGCGAGUUCGAUGGCACGGUUACCUUCCAUCAUCCUGUGCUUCCAGCCCGAUCAAUUCAACCUUACGAGAUCCCCCUGGCAGGUCCUGCAGCCGUGACCAGCCAGUCUCCUGUCCCCUGUAAACUCUAUUCCUCUUCAUGGAUCGUCUUUCAACCAGACAUCAUUAUCAGUGCAAGCCAAGGUUACCUCUGGAACCUGCAGGUGAAACUUCAGCCCAUAGUGAAUCUCUUGCCAGAUAAAGGAAGGCUGAUGGACUUUCUCCUCCAGAGGAAGGAGUGCAAGGCGGUGGUUCUGUCUGUGUGUUCACAGAUGCUGAGUGAGUCAGACAGAGCCACGCUGCCUGUGAUAGCCACCGUGUUUGAUAAACUCAACCAUGAGUAUAAGAAGUACUUGGAUGCUGAGCAGAGCUACACAAUGGCAGUAGAAGCAGGGCAAAGCCGGAGCAACCCUCCUCUCAAAAGGCCAGUGCGACCCCAAGCAGUGGUGGACCAGUCUGACGUGUACACACAGGUGCUGUCACCAUUCGUGGAAAACAAGGAGAUGCCACACAAGUUUGUGAUAGCUGUGCUGAUGGAAUAUAUUCGUUCUCUGAACCAGUUUCAGAUUCCAGUGCAGCACUACUUACAUGAACUUGUCAUCAAGACACUUGUCCAGCAUAACCUCUUCUACAUGCUGCACCAGUUCCUGCAGUACCACGUGCUCAGCGACUCCAAGCCUUUGGCUUGCUUGCUGCUGUCCCUAGAAAGCUUUUAUCCUCCCGCCCACCAGCUAUCUCUGGACAUGUUGAAGAGACUUUCAACAGCAAAUGAUGAGAUAGUAGAAGUUCUUCUGUCUAAACACCAGGUGUUGGCUGCCCUGAGGUUCAUCCGGGGUAUUGGUGGCCAUGACAACAUUUCUGCUCGCAAAUUCUUAGAUGCUGCGAAGCAGACUGAUGAUGUCAUGCUUUUCUAUACCAUAUUCCGCUUCUUUGAACAGCGAAACCAGCGUCUGCGAGGGAACCCUAACUUCACACCAGGAGAACACUGUGAAGAACACGUUGCCUUUUUCAAGCAGGUUUUUGGAGAACAAGCUCUAAUGAGGCCUACAACAUUCUGAAGUCCCUUAAUAGUCUUUUUUUUAAAUAUAAAAAUGUACAAAGUUAAUUUAUUGCAUUAAUAAAGCUCUUUAAACUA
Mus caroli (Ryukyu mouse) is the source of this 2502-nucleotide messenger RNA. RefSeq names its product regulator of MON1-CCZ1 (gene Rmc1). Gene Ontology annotation, biological process: regulation of autophagy. Gene Ontology annotation, cellular component: Mon1-Ccz1 complex; lysosomal membrane; late endosome membrane. NCBI's taxonomy places the organism in Eukaryota, Metazoa, Chordata, Mammalia, Rodentia, Muridae. Gene Ontology annotation, molecular function: protein binding. The record is from RefSeq and is a predicted model, not a curated record.